AUGGCUAAGCCAGACGGCGACUUGGACCCACUAUGGCAAGACCUUGAUUGGGCCAUUGGCCAGAUGCUCUUGAUGGGCUGGGACGGGACCGAAGUUACACCUCAAAUCCGCAGCUUGAUCGAGGAUCACCACUUGGGGUCCAUUAUACUCACGGCCAAGAACCUGAAGUCGGCUCAACAGGCGGCCAAGCUCGUCCAGGAACUGCAGACAAUUGCUCGCAACGCAGGCCACCCUCACCCGCUGUUGAUCGCUCUGGACCAGGAAAAUGGCGGUGUCAAUAGCCUUUUCGAUGAGGACUAUAUCUGUCAGUUUCCCAGCUCUAUGGGUGUCGCUGCAACAGGCAGCCUCGAGAUGGCAUACAAUGUAGCCAAGGCCACUGCGAAGGAGCUCACCGCCGUCGGUGUAAAUCUUAUUCUGGGUCCAGUAUUGGACGUUCUCACCAAUGCCCGCUACCAACCAAUCGGCGUCAGGGCCAGUGGCGACGAUCCCCAGGAGGUCUCCCAGUACAUUAUCGCCGCGCUCAAUGGCUACAAGGACGCCGGCCUGGCCACGUGUGGCAAGCACUUCCCAACCUAUGGGAACUUGGAUUUCAGGGGCUCUAGCUUGGAUGUGCCCAUCAUCACACAGACACUCGAGGAGCUCGGCCUCAGCGCACUUGUGCCCUAUAGGAACGCUAUUGCGACAGGCAACUUGGAUGGGGUCUUCAUCGGCGGCUGCGGCAUCGCAUCAGCCAGUAUGAACGUGUCUCACGCCUGCCUCUCCGACCAGGUGGUUGACGACUUGCUGCGGCAGGAGCUGGGCUUCAAGGGGGUAGCCAUCUCCGAGUGCCUGGAGAUGGAGGCCCUGUACCAGGAGAUUGGCGUCAAGGGAGGCACUGUGAUGGCAGUAGAGGCGGGGUGCGACCUGAUCCUUUUGUGUAAGGACUACAAUAUCCAGCUCGAGGGGAUCGCGGGGCUGAAGCUAGGCAUAGAGAACGGCAUCAUCACCAGGGAAAGGGUCAUGACCUCUCUCCGGAGGAUUCUUCGUCUCAAGUCCGGCUGCACUUCUUGGUCGCAGGCACUUAGCCCGCCCGGUACCUCCCUGCUCUCCCAGAUGCACCCAUCACACCUCACCCUGUCCAGACAGGCAUACGAGAACUCCAUUGCGGUCAUGCGGGACAAGGACAGGCUGCUGCCUCUGUCACAGUCCCUGGAUCAGGGAGAGGAACUGUUGCUACUAACGCCGCUCGUCAAACCCCUACCGGCGUCGGCUGCGACAAAGGCGAUCGAAGCAAAGAAAGGGGCCAGCGCUUCUACCGUGCACGACAAGUGGACUCACCGAGAAAGGGGCGCCAUAAUGAGCGGCGAGGGUGUCUUCCGGGAAAUGGGGAGGUCGAUCGCCCGCGCAAGAAACGGCAAGCUCCUACACACGUCGUACACCGCCAAUGGUGUCCGUCCGGUGCAUGAGAACCUCAUCAACAGGGCUUCCGGGAUCAUCAUUGUCACAGCAGACGCCAACCGCAACCUCUACCAAUCAGGCUUUACGAAGCAUGUGGCCAUGAUGUGUUCGAUGCUCCGGGCGAGCGGACAAAAGAAGUCGCUGAUAGUUGUUGCUGUGAGCUCACCAUAUGAUUUCGCCAUGGACAAGACCGUCGGCACAUAUAUCUGCACUUUUGAUUUUACCGAAACAGCCAUGCAAGCACUUGUGCGAGCCUUGUUUGGCGAGUUCACCCCCCAGGGGUCACUACCUGGGACGCUCAGAAAGAGCAAAAAGGUACUCAAGUCGAGACAGCAAUGGCUUGUCGAGAACUACGAAAAGGCAAGAGAUGCACGGCCCCUGGAUGACCUGAUCAAGGCCCUCGCGAGGGCCAGCGCACCGAAGCUCGACUUCCUCAGGGCGACCUCUGCCGCAUCGUUCGACCUGUACAAUGCCAAGAUUGAGGAGUCGCACUUUGUCGUUCGGAACAGCAGCACCAAAGCGCUGUACGGAUUCUGCGCGACGUACUACACCCAAGGUACUGGCAUAAUCGGUGCUCUGUUCGUGGAUCCGACGAAGCGCAAUGUCUCGAUCGGACGCUCCCUGCACCGCCGCGCACUCAGGCACCUCAUCCAGAAGCGAGGGAUCAAGAAGGUGCGGCUUGGCAUCUCCUUCCCGGGGGUGUUCCUCGGGAUCCCCGUGGACGACAACACGGGCGUGAGGAGCUGGUUCACCAACAGCGGCUGGGACACGCAGUUCCCGCGGCGGCUCACCAACAUGGUGAUCCCGGAGCUGGGGAGCUGGGCGGUGCCCGAGGGCCUGCUCCAGAGCAUCUCGCGGGCGGGCAUCAGCUUCGACCUGAUCCACGGGCUGGACAACGCGGACAACGUGGUGGAGCACGUGCGGGGGCAGGCCAACGGCGAGACGCUGGAGCUGUACAAGUCGGCGCUGCAGGAGGUGAAGACGUGUGGGGUGGUGCGGGCCAAGAACGGCGGGGGCAAGAUCCUGGGGACGGUGAUCAUCUGCAGCCCGGGCAGCUCGCUGUCGCACCUGAUGCCGUGCCUGCAGCCGGGGACCGGGGCGGAGGCGGUGGGCGGUAUCGUGGCGCCGCUGGUGGAGCCAACGGCGCAGGCGACGCUGGUGCUCCAGGGCCUGGUGGUGAUGGGGGUGCGGCAGAACAAGGCGCACAAGACGGCGAGGAGCGUGCUCAGCUGGGUGACGGACGAGCUCUACGAGCCGCUGCUGGCGAUGGGGUUCCAGGUGCUACAGGUCUUUGAGGAAGUGACCAAUUCCCCCGAAAACUGGUCUGAUAUAUGUUGA
Molecule: messenger RNA, 2775 nt
Organism: Diaporthe batatas
Lineage: Eukaryota; Fungi; Ascomycota; Sordariomycetes; Diaporthales; Diaporthaceae
Exons: 6
Coding region: 1-2775 (924 amino acids)
Biological process (GO): carbohydrate metabolic process; peptidoglycan turnover
Molecular function (GO): hydrolase activity, hydrolyzing O-glycosyl compounds
Source: RefSeq, a predicted model, not a curated record